This is a messenger RNA of Anthonomus grandis grandis, 4408 nucleotides long. RefSeq names its product protein ECT2 (gene pbl). Gene Ontology annotation, molecular function: guanyl-nucleotide exchange factor activity; GTPase activator activity. NCBI's taxonomy places the organism in Eukaryota, Metazoa, Arthropoda, Insecta, Coleoptera, Curculionidae. The record is from RefSeq and is a predicted model, not a curated record. Gene Ontology annotation, biological process: activation of GTPase activity; mitotic cytokinesis; nervous system development. The coding region runs from base 229 to 3681 and encodes 1150 amino acids. Gene Ontology annotation, cellular component: cell cortex; nucleus. The transcript is spliced from 14 exons.
AAUUCCUCCGAUGAUGCAUUUUUCAUUUUCUCGAUUUUCUGUCAACCUUUAGAAAAAAAAACUCGGAAAAAUGUCGCUUUUAUUAUUUAAAUUUAGGAAAACAUGUCCCCGAUCCUACAGUUCUUUAUCCAGUUAGAUUGCGAGCCCGGAAGGCGGUUUAAGGACGUUAUUUUUGGCUUGUGUUGUGCGAAUUCCUGUCGAAUGGUGUAACCAAAAGUGGUAGCAAAAAUGGACGAAAAUAAUAGACAAAUUCAGGCUCAGGGGUCCGUUUGUAGCGACUCCAAUGGGGAAGACACGGGGAAGAACGAUGAUGCUAUUGUUCCCGAUAGAAGAAUCUGCCUUGUAGGCUCGCUAGCAAGAGAUUACAGACUUCAUACUAUAGCAGAAUUGUUCAAUGUACCAGUAGUAACAUCAUCAAAUGGACUGGAAUAUGUAGACGACACUACUUGUUCCACUUAUUAUAUAAUAGAUAAUUUUCAAGGAGAAAUCUUUAGUGGUUUAUGUAAAAGUCGACAAACAAUUUUGGGGCCUCCAGCUUUAGAGCAAUUGGCACUUGAAAAGAAGAAGGAGCUACCUGAUAAUACUAGACCUCUUUAUAAUGUGGCUAUGAGAGGAGUUGUUGUUUGUUUUACUGGGUUUAGAAAUAAAGAUGAAUUGACAAAAUUAGUGCCUUUGAUCCAUCAUAUGGGCGGGUCAAUCAGGAAAGAUAUGACUGCUAAAGUGACCCAUCUCAUAGCAAACAGCUGUGGAGGUGAGAAGUACCAAUACGCCAGCACGUUUAAGGUUCCGGUACUGAAUUUACAGUGGGUUCACGAUAGUUGGAACCGGCAUAGGAACGAUGUGAACUUUACUGCAUCUCAGGACUCCUUUAUGAACCAAUAUAAACUGAAACCUUUUCACGGGGCGAGGGUGUGUUUUCUGGGAUUCUCAGACGACGAGGAGAAACAUAUGACUGAAGUCUUGCUUGCCAAUGGUGGCACAGUGACGACGAUUGACGAUCCGAAUUGUACGCACGUGGUGACGGAAAACUCGGAGAUUUACACCGUGGUGGACCCCGCCACCACCGCACCUCUAUCCCCCAGACCCGAUCAGUCCCUGCUCCAAUCAUGUCCCAACCUGAAAACCCCCAAUAAUAACAGCGUGAUCGAUCUAAUGUGCCUGGAAACGUUGCAAGAGGUCUCGAAAAAUGACGAUUUGGUUUCCGAAAUGGAUUCGAUUUGCUUUGAAGACACGAGAGUUCUAGACUGUAGUACCGCAUCAACGAAGAGAAAGCGAAAAUUUGCCUCUCCCGAGUGUAGUAGCGUGAAAAGGAAAAAAGAUAAAUGUUACAGCGAAAAACGAAAGAAGGUGUCGUCUUUCUUCAAGACCCCGAUAAACUACUUUUCCAACAGGAGGCGCACCAUAGAUGCCGCUACUUUCAAUCGUUCUCUAAACGAAAGCGUCGUGUCUUCCUCGGGAGUUUUUAACGUUGAAACGAUCGAUAACUUAAGUGUUUGUUUGAACCCGGACGGGGACACUCCUAGGAGCAGCACGCGGAAAUCGAAGAAAAACUUGUUCACACGUACUUUCAGUUCUUCCAGGUUUACCAGGUCCAAGUCGAAGAAACUUUUAAUGGAGGUGGAGGCGCACCAGUUGAACGCUAGUUGUUUCCCUGACAUUUCCUUGUCCGUUCCUCGUUCCUCCUUAGCAGGGGGCAGUGAGGUGACACUGCAGCAGUCGAGCAGGGUGGCAGCUGGUGUGAACGUUGCGGUGGUGGACGAGUCGCAGGUCGGCGAAAGACCGGACGUUACUUCGCACCGGGCACACAUCGUCAAAGCCGAAUGGUUCUGGAUCUCGGUGCAGAAAGAAUGUAGCCAGGAGGAGAAGGAGUAUCUCUUUGAGGACUAUAUCGAACAGGUAGCUAGUCCGGGCGUACGGAGGGAAAGUCAUGCAGCUACGCCUAGUAGCGCUAGUCGAAGGAAGCGUAAACGGAUGAUGGUUCACGAAACGAUCCAGUCUCUGGUGCAACAGACUCAAUCACCAGCGCUGCACAAGCGCAGAUCGUCAGUCAGCGACGCUGGCUUACUUAGCGUCAGCAAUUCGUUCUUGGACUGCACCGCUAGCCCGGUUAGUACGACACCUGUUGGUAAAGGAAGGCGUCAAUCGGUCAAGGUAGAUAAAAACGCCGCAUUUACAACAGACGGCUCAGAGCUUUCCAUAGAACCUCCACCGAAAAGUAAAUCGUCGCGUCAUUUAGUCUUCCUAGAGUUGGUCGACACUGAAACCAACUACGUGGGCAUUUUACACACCAUUAUGACCCUAUUUAAGGACCAUUUGGAAACCAUGCCCGAGGAAGAAGCUCUCUUGAACAACACCGAAUUGAAUCUCAUUUUUGGGAAGUUACCGCCGAUUUACGAAGUGCAUAUGAAGAUGCUUGAUGAGCUUCGAUGGCUUCGAGCCCAUUGGACCGAGGAGUUAUGCACCGGAGACGUAAUAACCAAAUACUCGACGGAGCUACAAAAAGCCUACCCUCCCUUCAUCAACUUCUUCGAAGAAGCGAAGGCGGUUUUGCAGCGUUGCGACGCGACCAAACCGCGAUUCCACGCGUUCCUUAAGGCGAUGCAAACGCGGCCGGAAUGCGGCAAAUUGGAUUUGUCCGAUUUGAUGUGCAGUCCGAGCAUGAGGCUGGGAAAAGUGAACAUUUUACUGAAAGAGAUCCUAAAAUAUACACCAAAAACGAAUCCGGAUCAUGUGGCGCUGGAGAAGGCCCUAGAGUCCUUGAAGGAAGUUUGCACGUAUAUUAACGAGGAUAAGAGAAAGGCUGACGGUCAGAUGACGCUUUUUAAUAUUUUUAACGAGAUAGAUAAUUGCCCGCCGGACUUGGUUUCUUCUCUACGGCACUAUGUGAUCAAGGCGGAUGUGAUACAGCUUUCCUCCAGUGAGGGUUUAGCCAGUAAAGGAAGCGGUCUGGUGCUCUACGUGUUCAGCGACCGGGUCGAGGUGUGCAAGAAAAAAUCGAAGGUCUUUAACAGCGCCAAAAGUCCGGCGAGCGGGAUCAAACCAAACAACGUGAAACCUUACAAGCAUGUUAGGAUGGUGCCGCUUAAUACUAUUAAAAGGGUGAUAGAUAUUAAGGAAACAGAAGACUGUCAGAACGUGUUCAGUUUGGUAUGCAAAAGCAACGAGGAGACGAAGGAGAAGCUUUAUUCGUUUGCCUUCAUCGUGCCCGAUGAAAGCGAGAGCAGCACGAAACCGCUUACCAAAGUCGGAUUUUUGAAAGCUUUAACCCGUGCUAUGGCCGAUAAUCUGUGUUCAGCGGAUGCUGAAAAGUUCAUGGCGUACUUGGAACCUCAGCAGCUGGACAUCGAUACGAGCGAUCUAAGCAACGGUACGCUGUCAAAGGCGUUUAAGUUUGCCAAAACGCGACUAAAGGUGGGCCGAACGUUUUCUUUUAACAAGUCAACGCCAUCAAAGUUAAAAAGAGCGGUCAGCUCAAUGAUGUCGCCUUUUGGCAGCUCUACUAAUCUCACACCUGCCUCGCAGCUAGCCAAUAUGAGACUAGCCAGCUAUAGUAACAUCAACGAAUUGGGAAGUCAAACAGAAAACUCUGACGAAUCUCCGCCAGUGGCGCCCAUGUCUGUGCAGCCCACCCGUAAAGUUAAGGCCUCAUCUCUAGGGGUAAACGCACUCAAACGGUUAUAGCACCUUCAAUUUUACAUUAAUUUCUUCUCAUAAUUUCCUAGUUUUUAUUGUAAAGGGUCUUGGAAAUGUAGAAUACAAAUCGGCUCAGAAAAAAAAAAACCAAAGUGGUGCCCUUUUCGCUAUAAAUUUAUUAUGCUUUUAAAUUUCUGAGGCUCUUUUAACUUAUUUGUACAUAUCUUCUAUAUAUUUAAGUUUUACCAUAUUUGAUUUACAAACUGGUUUUAUAUUUUGAUUUUAGUGAGAUAGCAGGCAAGAAUUCUUAAAUACCCCUUAUGUAUUUUUUUUUUGUAAAUUGUGACUCAAAAUUCGAAGCUCAAGUUAAUCAUUUUAAAGAAACUUUUAACGAAACAAAAGUAGCGUAGUGUAAUUAAGUGUAAAUUUUUGGCUUUUGCGUGCCGCACCGCGCAAAUUAAUCACGAUUAACACGCGCCGCGUGUUCAGUCUUAUAUUUGUAUAUAAUAAUUAUUAUUGUCUCCUUUUAAUCUUAUAGUAAAUGCGCGCGAUGCGGUACGCGUGAAACGCAAACCAGUGCCCUUGUAUGUAUUAUAUUUAUUCGAAGUUAUGUCUAAGAUUUUUUUUUCAACAUGUGGAAUUUUAUACCGUGAGAAUGAGGAAAGAACAAAUGUUAAGAUACACCUUAUAGGUGACACUAUUAUUAUUAAUGCUAUUAUUAUUAUUAUUUGAUUCAGGAUGUACAAUAAAAAAUGAUCAUUAUUUAUGCAGCUUA